AUGGCUAAACCGCAGAGUACUUCUGGAUCUUAUACAACCGCAUUCGCUUUGUUCGAAGCGCUUUGGGAAGCUGGCAUAACAGCAUGCUUUGUCAAUGUCGGAUCAGAUCAUCCAUCCAUCAUUGAGGCUAUUGUCAAAGGCAAAAGAGAGCGACCUGACUCUUGGCCUAGAAUGAUUACGUGCCCUUCUGAGGUCACCGCGAUUUCGAUGGCUGAUGGGUAUGCUCGAGUGACAGGGCGUCCGCAGGCCGUUCUCGUCCAUGUCGAUGUCGGAACGCAGGCCCUUGGUCAAGGUAUCCAUAAUGCUAGCAUCGGCCGAGCCCCGGUCUUCAUCUUCGCUGGUCUGUGCCCGUACACCGAAUCCGGGGAACUUCCUGGCUCCCGAACGGAGUAUAUGCACUGGCUGCAAGAAGCUCCGGACCAAAAAGCUAUCGUACGGCAGUAUUGUAGGUACACAGGCGAAGUUCGUACCGGAUUAAAUAUUAAGCAGACUAUCGGACGCGCGCUUCAAUUUGCGAGUAGCACACCCAAGGGCCCAGUUUAUGUCGCCAGCGCAAGGGAGGUCUUAGCUCAAGAAAUCCCACCAUCGUCAUUAGAUCAAGCGCAGUGGGUACCGAUCGGUCCAAGCGCGCUUCCAACCGAUGCUAUCCAUGACAUCUCUACGGCCCUCGUCCAAGCCGAGCGCCCGCUCAUUAUCACGGGAUACUCCGGCCGUGAUCGCCGGACGCCGGAGCUUCUCGUCGCUUUGGCAGACCUCAUCCCCGGUAUACGCGUCCACGAUACGGGUGGUAGCGACGUGUGCUUUCCUUUCAAUCAUGCCGCUUCCGAAGGUUUCCGUCUUAGUUCUGACGACUGUAGUAAAGAUGCAGACGUGGUCUUCCUACUUGACUGCGACGUCCCCUGGAUCCCGUCCCGUAACCCACCCCCGAAGGACGCUAAGAUAUACCACGUAGACAGCGACCCGCUAAACCAACAGAUUCCCGUUUCUUUCUUCCCUGCACACGGACGCUGGAAAGCAGAUAGCUUCACUGUACUGAAACAACUGGUCGACCAUAUCAAGAAUGAUUCUUCACUUACAGCAACACUACGAGACCCUAAGUAUGCAGCUCGUGGCGAGGCUCGCAUAGAAGCUCAUAAGGCUCGUCUAGCGAGUAUCGCUUCUCAACCGCGCUUAGGCGAUCAAGAAACAUUGAAUGGCCACAACAUCGGUAGUCUCCUGAAAUCAUCCCUUCCAGACUCUACGACCUAUGUUGUUGAAGCAGUUACGGCUGGACAGUUACUAUAUGAUCAAGUACAGCCUAGCCGACCGGGAAGCUGGAUUAAUUGCGGCGGAACGGGUAUCGGCUGGAGCAACGGUGCAGCGCUAGGUGUUAAGAUGGCUCUCGCAGACCUAGAGAAGGAGGGAGCCGAGAAGCCAAGUCUUGUAUGCCAAUUAGUCGGCGAUGGAAGUUUUAUGUGCGCGGCGCCAUCUACUGCGCUGUGGGUAGGGAGCAAGUACAAGAUCCCGAUUCUAACAAUCGUCUUAAAUAACGGAGGUUGGAAAGCUCCCCGUAACUCUACGGAACUUGUCUAUCCUAACGGCCUUAACGCCUCUGCAACAGACGAGGAAGUCAACGUUUCUUUCCGUCCGACACCUAAUUAUGCUGCUCUAGCAGAAGCAGCAGCAGGGUCGGAAGUCGGCUGGGAUAAUGCGGCGGAAAAUGCGGACACGUGGAUGAGGGGUUUGAGAGUUAAAACGGUAGGCGAGCUUAAGGAGGCACUUAGAAAUGCGAGCUUGCGGGUAGCUAAAGAGGGGAAGGGAAUGCUCAUUGAGGUAUUAAUGUAG
Messenger RNA from Daldinia childiae, 1824 nucleotides. RefSeq names its product Acetolactate synthase-like protein. The transcript is spliced from 4 exons. The record is from RefSeq and is a predicted model, not a curated record. Gene Ontology annotation, biological process: L-valine biosynthetic process. The coding region runs from base 1 to 1824 and encodes 607 amino acids. Gene Ontology annotation, molecular function: acetolactate synthase activity; thiamine pyrophosphate binding; flavin adenine dinucleotide binding. Gene Ontology annotation, cellular component: acetolactate synthase complex; mitochondrion. Lineage: Eukaryota; Fungi; Ascomycota; Sordariomycetes; Xylariales; Hypoxylaceae.